AUGACGUAUUGGUCCCCCCUUCCAUUCUCUUUUCCUAUUUGAAACACAAUCCCUUCUUGUAUUUUCCGGCCUUAAAAUCCGUUGAAAUAUAACGACUUGAUUUUUGAAGAAAUCACCGAUUUUUUUAAUUAAUUGAAUAUGAGAGAAAGGAAAUCGGUGAAAUUUAAUCUUCAACAGCAGCAGCAGCAGGAGGAUCAGAACGGUCAUUUAUCUCCGUUUAAGUUAGAGAAACUAUUUGAUCCAGAUGCUUCUUGGGACAAGGAUCAACUGGGAGAUGUAUUGCAUUGGAUUAGACAAGCAUUGGCACUUGUAUGUGGACUGCUAUGGGGUGCCAUUCCCUUAGUUGGAGGCAUUUGGUUUCUCCUGUUUGUGGUUUUAUCCUCUGGGAUUAUAUACGGUUAUUACGCUUUUAUACUAAAAAUCGACGAAGAAGAUUUUGGUGGACAUGGAGCUCUACUUCAGGAGGGGCUCUUUGCUUCAGUAUCACUUUUUCUGCUUGCUUGGAUCCUAGUAUAUAGUUUGGCACAUUUCUGAUCGGCAACACAAGUCCCGACUUGGAUCUUCUAGCCUUUUUCUCUCUUUUAGCAGAAUGAUAAUUGAUUUGUUUAGAUUUAGACGUUAUGAGGCGAAACCUGUGCUUUGCAAACGUUCAGGAAGUUCAAAAUCGAAUUUUGUCAUAUUUGUUGCACUAAUUUUUUAGUGGGCAAAACUAGUCUGCAGUCUUUAUUUUUCAUCCUUGGACCUUUCAUUUCUUCGUUUGCUCCUAUUUAUAUAAUCAUGUUUCUUUAUUUA
Olea europaea var. sylvestris is the source of this 792-nucleotide messenger RNA. RefSeq lists its product as uncharacterized. The record is from RefSeq and is a predicted model, not a curated record. The coding region runs from base 139 to 534 and encodes 131 amino acids. The transcript has 4 exons. Gene Ontology annotation, biological process: mitochondrial respirasome assembly. NCBI's taxonomy places the organism in Eukaryota, Viridiplantae, Streptophyta, Magnoliopsida, Lamiales, Oleaceae.